CGAAAAUUUGAUCUCUUUUGAUUUUUGAAUCGUUAAUUUUUGUGACCAACUUUCAUUCGACGUUUGGUAGCAGCAGUGAUUUAUUUUUCGCAGCUGAAGGAAACCCGUUGCAUGCCUGAAUCUGGAUUCGCAUUGGCAGACAUGUCCCAAAAUUCGCCAUCGGUAAUACGUCUCCAGGGACCCAACCAUGGUGGGGAGAUCAUCAAAAGCAUUAAAGAAUCGCUGGUUAGCGGAGAGCUUAGUGACGUGCAGUUCAUAGUGGGACGGAAUUCUGGAGAAGGGAAAAGAUCGUCUCGGCGCACAAGUAGAAACCUAUCGAUAUUCCUGAUGUUACGGCGGAUGCUUUUGCCAAUUUGCUCAGUUUCCUGUACACGGGCGCAGUAGAUGAGCUGCGCGUGGAGAACGUCAUCCCGACGUGGAUGUGCGCCGAUAAAUACAAUGUGCCGCCGCUGAUUGAAAAAUGCUGGCACUUUGUCGGCGCCAAACUGAGCGUGGACAACUGUCUGACAAUGCUGGAGGAGGGAAUUGAGUGGCAUGCUGAGGAGAUUGUCACACGCUGCCUGCAGUUUAUCCACCGAUACGCUGAAGGCGUCCUGCAGUCUGAGUAUUUUUCAACUGUUAAGCUGGAGACAUUGGUGAUGAUUGUGCAAAGUCCGACACUCGUUGCUGACGAGCAUAACAUCUAUUUGGCCAUUGAAAGAUGGGCGGAGGAGGCCUGCAGAGCCGGUAACUUGGACCCAUCCGGCGCCAAUCGACGCCAGGUGUUGGGUGAAGCGUUGUUUCGAGUGCGCUUUCCCUUGCUGAGCAACACGCAGCUGGCGGAUGGGCCGGUUAAGAGCGGUUUACUGCUGCACUCCGAAGUGCACGAUCUGUAUCAGUACAAGUUCGCCACGGUGAAACCGCCGCUGCCCUUCCCCACGGAAGCGCGCGGGUUGGCCUCUUUUCGCAUCGGCGACACCGUGCUGGAGUACAGCGAACAAGUGUUCGUGCAGCGACAUCGGGAUACGAAAACCUGGCAACCAGUGGUGAUUGUGGGAGCCGAACAGGGAGAGUUCCGCUACGCCUGGCAGAGCCCGUUGGGCGCAUGGGGUGAAGACGUUGCUGCCAGCGAGCAGAUUCUGAAAGCGUCGCAGUUCCUUAAGCCCGGGCCAGGAGCUGAUGGUGGUGAUGAAGGGCGGUUUAAAGACGGGCACGUACUGUCGGGUGGACGGUGAGCAGCACGUCAUCAAGUAUAAUCAACAAGAAUGUACUGUCCGCUUCAUGGAUCUAAUGGCUCACGACCAACAGGUCGCAAUGUUUAGAGCAAAUAUCGCUCAGAUUUGAAAUCGCCCGAUGAGCCGAAGACGGAAAACUGAACGAAAACUGAACGUAUCUUACCAUUAGUGUCUGGAAAUUCCAAGUUCGCUUGACUGUUUUCGUAUCAAAAAUUUUGGAUUUCAACCCUCACCAAAUUAAAUUUCUUAUCUUGCGUUUGUCUGUUUCUUUUUCCUUUUUAUAUAUCAUGCGGUGAUGAAGUAUAGUCUGUACUGAUACAGUACGUGCUUAAAGAGAUGUAGCAGUUUUUCUUUAAACCUUUUUUGUGGUU
Paramacrobiotus metropolitanus is the source of this 1585-nucleotide messenger RNA. Its product is annotated as BTB/POZ domain-containing protein 6-B-like. The coding region runs from base 420 to 1214 and encodes 264 amino acids. NCBI's taxonomy places the organism in Eukaryota, Metazoa, Tardigrada, Eutardigrada, Parachela, Macrobiotidae. Gene Ontology annotation, cellular component: cytosol. The record is from RefSeq and is a predicted model, not a curated record. The transcript has 6 exons. Gene Ontology annotation, biological process: neurogenesis.